UUGUUUUCGCUAACUUUCCAGUGGAAGUCGGACAGCUUUAGAGCUUGAACUCAUCAACAAGCCGUCUCAGGCUGGCCCAUCACGGCCAGUUGUUCUUUUCUCUUUCCUCUCCCUCGUUUUUUUGGGGAGUCCUGUUUUUUCUCGCCCUCUGCCUGCAGUCACAGUGGGAGUGGGUGUGUCGAUGCGGGCCAGUGCAGCCUAGUCGCUGCUUGUGCGCACUCUGAAAAAGAGGAAAAAGUUGAUGAUGACUUUAGAGUGAAAGCGGCCCGCCUCGGAGCAGGCUAACCGUCUAGGAAUGGCAGUUUGGACCAGAGCGGACAAAAACGGCCAACUCGACCUUCUGCUCCGCGACCGCUGGAUGCGAGUGGCCGCCGAACUCACCCGAGAAACGCUGACUUUAACGGCCGAGGCGGAGGCAACCGGACAAGGGGGAAAUCACUGGGACUACAACAACUCUUCGGCAGGCCUACGAAAUGGCAUGUCGAACGGAAACGACCCGGGAACGAGUCCGGGGAACCCUGGCCGCGGUCCGUCCUCAGGUCCAGACCAACUCCAGAACCAGAACCACGGGGGUAGGGGGCGCAGUGGCAGCCCGGGGCGCGGGGGUGUCAGUCGAGGUCAAUACGACGCCAACUGCGGUCCGAACAGCCCCGGAAAGUACCCGAAUAACGGCACAAACUCUGAAUUUGGAAGCCCUGGAUCCAGCUACGGCAGUCCCGGGUCCAGCUUCGGGUCGAGACAAGGCGACAUUCCCGUCAGCCUGGACGGCUCCUCGGAAGCUGUGCGGAAAGUCCGAGUUGUCAAACAGGAGUCUGGCGGGCUGGGGAUCAGUAUCAAAGGUGGGCGCGAGAACCGGAUGCCCAUACUCAUCUCCAAGAUCUUCCCGGGUCUCGCCGCCGACCAGAGCCGGGCUCUCCGGGUGGGCGACGCGAUCCUGUCGGUGAAUGGGAACGACCUCCGGGAGGCAACGCACGACCUGGCGGUCCAGGCGCUGAAGAAGGCGGGGAAAGAAGUAACGCUGGAGGUGAAAUACAUCCGCGAGGUUUCUCCACUCUUCAAGAAGCCGUCCCUGGUGGCCGACCUGCCGUGGGACGGCGUCCGCCCACAGUCGCCCAGCUACAGCGGCAGCGAGGACUCCGGGUCGCCCAAACACUGCGGCUCCUCCUCCUCCAAAGACAGAAAAGUCAUUAGCCUGAAGAUGUGCUUCAUCAGCAGGAACCUCACCAUGCCCGAUCUGGAGAACAGACUUUUGGAGCUCCAUUCCCCGGAUGGCCAGCACACGGUGGUGCUGCGCUGCAAAGACGGCCCCACCGCCAACUCCUGGUUCACCGCCGUCCACACCAACAUUGCCGCUCUGCUGCCGCACACCCUGGCUCACAUCAACGCCUACCUGGGGGCCUCGUCUUCAGCCGCCACCAACCCCCAUCUCAAACACAUCGGCUGGCUGGCCGAACAGGUCCAGCUGGAAGGUGGACGGCAGCAGUACAAGCCAGUGGUCAUGGCACUAACGGAGAAGGACAUCCUGCUAUUCGAAUCGGUGCCAUGGAGCAGAGAGUCCUGGUCCAUGCCUCUGCUCACACACCCGCUGCUAGCCACAAGACUGGUUCAUUCUGGCAGCGCCCGGGGUUCUCCUGCCCAGGGUUCGGACAUGGUGUUCGCCACUCGGACGGGCACAGGGCGGGGCAUUGAGUCCCACAUCUUCCGAGUGGAGACUCACUGGGAUCUGUCAUCAUGGACGCGAGCCCUCGUGCAGGGGGCACACGCUGCCGCUGAGCUCAUCAAAGAAGUCUCCAUUGGUUGCACGUUAAACAAGCAGGACAUCCGGCUCACGUUGCACUACGAGAAGGGCUUCACGGUGACGAGAGAGCCAGCAGAGCCAGCGGGGGGUGCCGUGCUGUAUAGAUACCCCUACGAGAAGCUCAAGAUGUCCGCCGACGAUGGGAUACGCAACCUCUACCUUGACUUUGGGGGUCCAGAGGGAGAGAUGGUAUUUGACCUCCACUCAGGGCCAAAGCCGGUGGUGUUCGUCCUCCACUCCUUCCUGUCAGCCAAGCUCACCCGAAUGGGCCUUCUGACGUGAAACAACCGACCACGGGACCUCUGUUCCGUGCCCGGGCCUGGCGAGGAGGAGGGGGAGGGAAGACGCUCCCAAAACGCUGAUACCGGGGUGUUGAUUUUCAAUUUCUUUUUGUUCUUUUUUUUGUUUUCCAAUUUCUCCAUUCACAACUGAAACUGCAAAGGCAGAUUUGACCCCCUGAAGCUGUUGAUUGUCUGUCUGAAAAUUGUGCCUCUUCUAACUUCUCCUCGGCCUAUUGUAAUCAUUUGUAUUGCGAGGUCGGGAAUAAGGAAGUGGCGCUUUGCUUGAAGUCAUGAGGUGUCGGGAGACGGUUACACACAAAAAAAAGGUGUUGAAAAAUCAAAGAACAUUCCAUUAUAUUAUGUAUGAUUAUCUGAUACGAUGUUAAAGACUCCAUGACCCGUGGAAUUCUAGCAAAGUGUUACUGAAAUACAUGAGGGAAAGGAAGGAUUUUUAGACGAUGAAUACACAGCCAAGCACAGAUCGGUGAAUGUUCCCUGUUUUGAACUCUAUGCCUAUCAUUCCACAACAGCCUUCCAAUGUAGUUUGGGCUCUUCUUAAUGCAUUUGUGUGGCCGCUGUUUCACCGUCAGAAUGCAGUUUAAUGAGCUCUGUGUGUGUGUGUGUGUGUGUGUGUGUGUGUGUGUGUGUGU
Anarrhichthys ocellatus (wolf-eel) is the source of this 2729-nucleotide messenger RNA. It is a transcript of the gene sntb2, whose product is annotated as syntrophin, beta 2. Gene Ontology annotation, molecular function: protein binding; structural molecule activity. Gene Ontology annotation, cellular component: synapse; intracellular anatomical structure; dystrophin-associated glycoprotein complex. The record is from RefSeq and is a predicted model, not a curated record. Lineage: Eukaryota; Metazoa; Chordata; Actinopteri; Perciformes; Anarhichadidae. The transcript is spliced from 7 exons. Bases 296 to 2080 code for a protein of 594 amino acids.